AUGGUUACACUAGAUCAUCGAAAAACAGCUUUACUUAUCGGUAAUAGUGGUUACCAUCGAUUAGCCAAUGAACUUGAUCAAUCGAUCGAGAAUGUCAACAGACUGAGUGAUUUGCUUACAAAGAUUGGUUUUCACGUGACAAGAGAAUCUGAUGUGGAGAAAUAUGAUUUGAUUGAACUGAUUAUUAAUUUUGCACAGACGAUCAACAAUGGCGAUCUAGUUUUCUUGUAUUUCUCUGGACAUGCCUGUCAAGUCAAUGGUGCAAAUUAUCUCAUACCUGUCAAUGAUACUUGGAUUCAAACGGAGAGAGACGUUAUUGCCUUUGGAAUCAAUGUUGAUCGAAUGUUAAGACGCAUAGUGGAACGAAAUCCGUCAUAUGCAAAUAUAUUUAUCUUCGAUUGUUGUAGACCAUAUGCAGGAGGUUCCGUGAUAAAUAAUCAAGGUUUGGCGGAGAUUGGAAGAACAGAAGGAGCCUUUAUUCAGUUUUCUUGUGAUAAAAAUCAAGUAGCGUCGAAUAAUCUAUUUACUAAACAUUUACUGAAGAAUAUUACUGAAGAAAAUGUUCAAGUUGUGGAUAUUUUUCGGCGGAUAGUCCACGAUGUUUAUGAUGAAACUCAUCAAAAACAACGACCAUUAUCCAUCAAUGGACUAAAACAAGAUCCUCCGAUAUUUCUUAACUAUGUGACACCUCCAUCUGCUCCAGUGCCUAUCUGGGUUGAAAUCAAACCCGAAGAGAAAGAAUCGUUUUUGAAAGAGCAAUCAGAAUCGAAAGCUUCUUGCGAUAGUUUACCAAAUGUUGAAGAGAUAACCAAUCCAGAAAAUGAAGACGUGAAAAGGGCAGAAGAAUUUACCAAACAUAUUUUAUCUAAAGCUCCUUCCGGUGAUCUCAAUCAAAUGGAGACAGUGUGUCAUAUAGUUCAUCAAUUAUUUCAAAAUGAAAACCAAGAAUGUUUAUUCUUCGAUUCGAGACAAGGUGUUAAUCUUUAUAAUAGUUUCGGAAAUUUAACAGAUUUAAGUUUCGAUUAUACACCGUUUGUUUUGAAGUUGAAAGACAUUCGUGAAUUUGAAGACGUAGAAAGUCAACGAGACGACUUAACAAUUGUCAACACCUUGGAUAGAGCAGUUCGAAGCAAUGAACCACAUCCAGUUCUUGAACAAAUUGUCGAACGAUUAGCAACAGCACACAACACUGACAAGAAGAAUAUUGUUUUGAAGAACGUGUAUGUCGGAUCGAUCAAUAUCGUUUAUACCGUAGAAAAUUCAAAAGGAAUUACGAUGAAAGAAUUGAGUGAACUACCAAAAAGCGUUCAGUCGCAAUUUCAACAGCGUGUAUCAAUGAAAAUGCAUCCGUUAAUGAAACGACCUACGUUUGAUGUCGCCUGUUUUGACGAACGUGGUCAUAAAAAUUUCGAGGGAGAAAAGGGAAAAUAUCAGAUUGGUCCACCUGGUAGAACUAAAGAGUAUAUUCAACCAACCGGAUGGAAUAGAAAAGGAUGGAAAGUGCUGAGUAGAUAUACAAACGAUGAAUGGUUACAUCCAUUUGGAAGUCCAAAGAAUUGGUAUAGAGCAUACCAUGGAACCAAGAACGCAAAGGCUGAAGAUUUUUCAACUUCUGACUUUCGAGUCGAUCCGAAAACUGUAUGCCUUGAUGCUGCUUUUAGUAUUUUCAGGGAAGGAUUCAAAGUAGCAAGAACGGCUGCAUAUGGACCAGGUGUGUAUUGUUCGCCAAAUCCACUUUUUAUAGAUAACACAUACGCAGGUAUCACUCAAAUCAACACCGAACACGGAAAGAAAUCUUAUAAGGUUAUGCUACAUGUUGCUGUCAAUCCUGAGGGUGUUUGUUUUACGACUGAUGACAAUAUUUGGGUAGUGGAAAAGCCUGAAAAUAUUCGCACAUAUGGUUUACUUAUGAAAGAGAUCGUAACGUAA
Adineta ricciae is the source of this 1929-nucleotide messenger RNA. The record is from the annotation of a GenBank genome assembly. NCBI's taxonomy places the organism in Eukaryota, Metazoa, Rotifera, Eurotatoria, Adinetida, Adinetidae.